CCAUAUGGCAUAUUUCCUAGUAGCCUGCUAGUUCCCCCAUGCCUUCAUAAGCUAUAUAUUGUUUUCCGGUUCAUUUUUAACGUGAAAACUAACAACCAAUCAAAAUACGCUUUUGUUUAUGACGUCAUGCUUAAUCAGCGUCCGUAAUAAAUAAGAACAUAUAAAAAGGGUAGCAUGUUUGCACCAUUCACAGUUGAUUUGAAGAUACAAAGGUUCUUGUAUCAUCGUUGGUAAAAGAUAGCAAGACAUUGAAACACAAGUUAGGAUGUUAUAAAGUGAAUAUUAAAAUUACCAGAAAAAAAAAUGAAAACGAAUAAAUCAAGCUUGGUUUAUUAUGCAUUGUUUAUCUGCAUGCUACCGAUGCUGUCAACUUCAUACGUUGAAAAGUUUAAAAAUAGCAAGCUUCCAUCAAACAAAAGAAACAUUUUACUUUACAGCAAACAUGGUCAUUAUUUGGCUAUCUAUCCUGGUGGAACAGUGAAUGCUACCAUUGACACGAACUCGACAAGCAUUGUUCUCGAGAUGCAGACCUUUGGAAGAUACUAUAAGAGAAUCAGAAGACCCGGCUCAUAUUACUUGGCGAUCAACAACCAGGGGGAAAUUGUUACGAGGAAAAAGCCAAGAAAAAACACACUUUUCAGAGAACAUUUUGAUGGUUCGUAUUUUUGGUACGAGAAUGAUGCCAACCAAUAUAUCUUGGCACUCAGAGCUAACUACAGAACAAAAAACAAAGUCAAAGCGACAAAUCACACAAGACCGAAGCACCAUAUUAAAAAAACACAAUUCCUGAUAGCACAUGUCCCGUAUAGAUUGCAAAAAUUGUCCGAGCAGAGGCAACGUCCAUGAGUUUCUACGGAGUAAAGAAUGUUGUGCAUGUAGUUAGUAGCAUUAGCGUGUGUUGAUAAAUGAUGGAACGACUUCCAACGUUGAUCAUCAAAACACUAAAUUACACGAUUUGUUUUAUCAGGACGCCAGUUGUUUGCUUGAGAUUCUAAGUUCUCAGCAUAGAUAGUAAUAAACGUUACAUAUUCUUCACAUUUUUCUUUAUUGUGAUCAAUUUUUGCAUAUAUGUUGGAUAUAAAAGAAAACAGAGAUAUGCUAUUACACUUUAAUGUUCUAUCAUAUAUAUUCUCCGGUACUUUUUUCCUUUUUUUUUCGUAAACACAAACACAAUUUCUGUCAGACAUCUCAGCCUUGAGAAAUACCUAUUAAUGUUAGUUUCACUUUUUAAAAAAUAUUUUUCUUGUAACAGAACGUCAUGUAGUAUUGUAAAAUGGCGAUGUCUUCCAUUUAUAAUGCCAGUAUUCACGAGUCUUCAAAUUUUUAUCUUCGUUGAUACCGCCUUUCAAGUUUCUAAAUCUGCGUUUGUAAAAAACAAAUCUGUAAACUUCAAAUUCAAUAUUGUAACACCAUCAUUAUCUUAUCCCGGUUAUUUCAUCAUUAUUUUCAUCCCUAAUAUCAUAAUUAUUAUAUUAUACGUAGUAUUUUUUUGUAAAUAUUAUAUAUGGCAGUGUUAGAAACUCGGUCCGUGAAAAUCUGUAUUUAUUUAUUGAAAAAAAAGCAUUUGGUAAUUCAUAA
Hydractinia symbiolongicarpus is the source of this 1578-nucleotide messenger RNA. RefSeq names its product fibroblast growth factor 1-like. The transcript has 4 exons. Gene Ontology annotation, molecular function: fibroblast growth factor receptor binding; growth factor activity. The record is from RefSeq and is a predicted model, not a curated record. Gene Ontology annotation, cellular component: cytoplasm. Gene Ontology annotation, biological process: positive regulation of gene expression; regulation of cell migration; cell differentiation. NCBI's taxonomy places the organism in Eukaryota, Metazoa, Cnidaria, Hydrozoa, Anthoathecata, Hydractiniidae. Bases 304 to 846 code for a protein of 180 amino acids.